CACAAAUUCGAUUAAUUUUUCCUCGUCGUUCGAAUUGGUAUUUUAUUUUAUAUUAAUAAAAGUGAAAUGCGGAUAAGUUGCAACGGGUGUCGGGUGCUGAGGAAAGGUUGCAGCGACACCUGCAGCAUAAGGCCGUGUUUGGAUUGGAUCAAAAGCCCCGAAUCUCAGGCCAACGCCACCGUCUUCCUCGCCAAGUUCUACGGCCGUGCAGGCCUCAUCAACCUCAUUAAUGGCGGCCCCACCCACCUCCGACCUGCUAUAUUCACUUCUCUGCUGUACGAAGCCUGCGGGAGGAUCGUGAAUCCGAUAUACGGCUCCGCCGGCCUUCUCACCGCCGGAAACUGGCAGCUCUGCCAGAGGGCGGUGGAGGCCGUACUCAACGGCGCUCCGAUUACCCCGCUGGCCGUCGACGCGGCGGAGACGAAGGCCGCGCCGCCGAUGAAGGCGUACGACAUUAGGCAUGUGAACAGGGAGCUGAGUCAGCUCUCCGAGUCGAACAAUCUGCACCGAGUCAGAAGACCGAGUCGUUUCAAGCGGUCCGCUAGGAACACGAAUCGGAGGAGCCGUAUUUGGGUCGGGUCGGGCGACGAGUCGGGUCGUGAUGAUGUCCACCGGUCGCCGAGCCACGACUCGUCGUUGAGUCACCAGUCUGAGGCGGCUGAGCCGAAUGUCGAGAGGGAAAGCCGGGCGACCGAGAGCUUGGCUUCCGACGGCGCGCCGGAGCCGGCUCUUGAUUCUUCCGGCGAUGGAGACGUUGACUUAGAUUUGGCCCUGGGAUUCAAGUCGUUCAAACGCUGUAAUAAGCCGCCGAAGGAUUCGGCGUGGAAGGAAGGCGCCGCCGCUGGAAAGUCUAAAAUAGAGCUCGGGCUCGACUACCCGGCUGCCUGAAAUCGAACGGCGCCGAUCAAAUGUUUCGUUUUCCCGUGGAAACAUCCUGGCCGUCUAUCGUUAGGAUUAGCCGUUGAGUAAAUUUUUUUUUUUUGUUUUUUUUUUCUUAGUUAAUGUAGUUGUAAAAAAGAAAAAAGAGAAAUGCAAUAAGUUGUGACUUAUGACUUA
Andrographis paniculata is the source of this 1056-nucleotide messenger RNA. RefSeq names its product LOB domain-containing protein 41-like. Lineage: Eukaryota; Viridiplantae; Streptophyta; Magnoliopsida; Lamiales; Acanthaceae. The transcript has 2 exons. Bases 67 to 888 code for a protein of 273 amino acids. Gene Ontology annotation, biological process: regulation of gene expression. The record is from RefSeq and is a predicted model, not a curated record.